This is a messenger RNA of Brachypodium distachyon (stiff brome), 1759 nucleotides long. RefSeq names its product E3 ubiquitin-protein ligase SIRP1. The transcript is spliced from 2 exons. Lineage: Eukaryota; Viridiplantae; Streptophyta; Magnoliopsida; Poales; Poaceae. Gene Ontology annotation, molecular function: ubiquitin protein ligase activity. The record is from RefSeq and is a predicted model, not a curated record. The coding region runs from base 299 to 1513 and encodes 404 amino acids.
UAAUAUAGAGGAGGUGGACAGGCCAGCCCCCUCUGGCCUUGUUCUCUCCCCCCACAUGCCCUGCCCGAGGUGAUUGAUGCAUCCAUUCAUUCAUUGAUGCAUGCUUUCCCCACCAUUCCUUAAUUCUGUCUAGCAUAGAAGAAGAACAGAAGAUUCAGCUUGUGAAUUGCUGCUGAAUUCUUCUGUUCUUCUCCUUGGAUUUGGUUUUCUGUCGGUUGAUUGGUUGCCAAAUCCAAGAAGUAGAGCGGCUCCAUUGACGGGGGAGGGGAGGGGGGAUCGAGGUCGCAAAGCAGCAGCAAUGGGGGAGCUGGUGGUGGCCGCGAGGUACUGGUGCCACAUGUGCGCGACGGCGGUGAGCCCCGUCGGGGCGGAGAUCAAGUGCCCCUACUGCAGCAGCGGCUUCCUCGAGGAGAUGGAGACCGCCCGCAGCAGCAUGGUCGUCAGCACCGCCGCCCACGGCCAUGGCCACGGCGGCGCCGCGUUCCCCGCCGCCGACAACGCGAUCUCCAUCUGGGCCCCCAUCAUCGACAGCAUGGUCGGCAGCGGCGGUGGCGACCACCCCAUCGUCCGGCGCGGCCGCCGCGGCGGCAGCAACCGGCGCACAGUGGACGCCGCCAUGGCCGCGGAGGACGACCUGGACAGCGUCGACUUCUCGCGCCGGCGGCGGCGCGCCACCGCGUUCCUCCGGCUCCUGCAGGCCAUCCGGGAGCGCCAGCUGCAGCGCCUCGAGUCCCUCGGCGGUGCGCAUGGCCUCGAGGCGGCUGACCACUACGGCGGCGGCCCUUUCGGCGGACGGAGCAUGUUCGCCGGGGCCGGGGCUGGGGGCCCCGUGGCCGUGGGCGAGCACGGCAUGGGCAUGGCGCUGGGUGACUACUUCCUGGGCCCCGGGCUGGACGCGCUGAUGCAGCAGCUGGCGGAGAACGACGCGGGGCGGCAGGGCACGCCGCCGGCCAAGAAGGAGGCCGUGGAGGCGCUGCCGACCGUGGAGGUGGUCGGCGCCGGAGCCGGGGACGACGACGGCGACGGCGCGGCCACCUGCGCGGUGUGCCUGGACGACUACGCGCCCGGCGAGUGCGCCAGGGAGCUCCCCUGCAGGCACAGGUUCCACUCCAAGUGCAUCCUGCCGUGGCUCCAGAUGCACAGCUCCUGCCCCGUCUGCCGCUUCCAGCUGCCGGCCGACGACGACCACAAGACCUCCUGCGGCAAUGGCAGUGCCAGCAACGGCGGCAGCAGCUACGUCACGUUUGUCAGCGGUGAUGUCAGCGACAAUGGCAGCGGCAACGAGAAUGGAGAUGGCGGCGGGGCCGAGGCAGAGGAUGCGGGCAAUGAUGAAGCUGCAGAGAGCGAAGGCGGCGUCGAACUUGAUGCUGAGGCUGAAGGAAACGUGAGCCGGCUGCCGGCGUCGAUACAGUGGCUCAACAGCCUCUUCACCCAGCAGGGGCAGGGGCCGGGGCCAUCGCCGCCGUCCACGUCGGCAGCCGGCAGCAGCUCGCGCCAAUUUGAGGAGGAUUAAAUCAAUCAAAUGCUGCUCCGGUCGAGCUCUUCUUGGCCGCCCAUUGCAAGUGUGUGCAGGUGCCGUGGAAAUUUGGAGCCUUUCUCUCCUUUUCUCCUGUUUCUGUAUUACGAACUGGCCUCCCAUGUUGGAUUGGGUCAUUUGAGUGAGUUUAUAAAACGGGUUGUACAGUUUAAAUUUGAUUCAUUUCGUCAAAUUCAGCUGAUGUCAAUCAGUAUCAGACUUUACGACGGUACUUUAACCCAA